AUGUCUCUAAUAGACUCUCGAGUUGUUAUCGUCGGUGCAGGCAUGGGCGGCCUGACCUGCGCGUUAGCGCUGGCAAAGAAAGGGUUCAAAGACAUUGAGGUCUACGAAAGUGCUUCUGAUCUAGGAUUCGUUGGCGCUGGUAUCCAACUGGCUCCUAACCUAGUUAGAAUCCUGACGCGUCUGGGGUGUUGGGAUUCUGUAGGGGCCGAGGCAACAGAUGUCAAGGAGACCAGCAUCAGGGAUGGCGCUUCUAAUAGGGAGCUGACACAUGUCUACAUGCCCGACAUUCGCAAAAAGUAUGGAUAUCCCCAUUGCACGGGACACCGGGCUUCCUUGGCCGGAAGUCUCUACGAGGGUUGCAAGAAGGAACCUGGCAUUAGAUUCAAAUUUGGACAUACCCUCCAGAGCGUUGAUGCUUUCUCGCCAGAUGUCAAGUUUACUGUCAAGCCAAGGGACGGCGAGGCGUACCAGGCCACUGCGGAUGUCUUCUUGGCAGCGGAUGGCAUCAAGUCCGUUGCACGCAGCGCACUCCUCUCGCAAGCCGGAGUUGUCAUGGACACUGAAGAUACUGGACAGGCUGCCUACCGUGUUCUUCUGUCUCGGGAGGACAUGGCUUCCGACCCCGAGAUGAUGGAGCUCCUAGACAGUAAUCAGGUCACUCGAUGGAUUGGUGAGAAGCGACACUGGAUCGCCUAUCCAAUUGCGUCCCGUACCAUCUACAACAUGUCAUCCAUCCAACCUGACACGAAUUUCGCAGACGCGCCAUCCAUGACUUAUACAACCAAGGGCUCCAAGAGCGCCAUGCUGGACGUCUUUUCCGACUUUUGUCCUCUUAUCCAGCGUAUGCUGAAUCUCGUCCCGGACGGUGAGGUCUGCGAAUGGAAAUUGCGCUCGCACAAGCCCUUACCCACGUGGAGCUAUGGUUCUCUAGCCUUGAUGGGCGAUGCAUGCCAUCCCACCCUGCCCCAUCUCAACCAGGGAGCGGCACAGGCUGUAGAGGACGCCGUUGUCCUAGCCGAGGUGCUUGCCAGAGUACCUGUUAGGUCACCCGAGGCCAUUAACAGGAGCCUCAAAGUCUAUGAGCUGCUGCGCAAGGAUCGCACGACGAUGCUCGUUGACCUCGCAGCGCAAUCCGGAAAGGCUCUCCAUCUCGGCGAAGGAGAGAAGAAGGCGGAGCGCGACAGACUGUUUGCUGCAAAUAAGACCAAUGGCGGCAAAGUACCGGAUAAGUGGGCGUCGCCAGAGGUGCAAGAGAUGAUCUAUUCACAUGACUGCAUCAGUCUAGUUGCCGAGAAGUUUGAUGAGCUGUAUCGUGGGCUCGAGACUAAGCCCAGCGCGUGA
Messenger RNA from Fusarium odoratissimum NRRL 54006, 1341 nucleotides. Its product is annotated as salicylate hydroxylase. Gene Ontology annotation, molecular function: FAD binding; monooxygenase activity. The record is from RefSeq and is a predicted model, not a curated record. NCBI's taxonomy places the organism in Eukaryota, Fungi, Ascomycota, Sordariomycetes, Hypocreales, Nectriaceae. The transcript is spliced from 2 exons. Gene Ontology annotation, biological process: secondary metabolite biosynthetic process. Bases 1 to 1341 code for a protein of 446 amino acids.